Homarus americanus (American lobster) is the source of this 1646-nucleotide messenger RNA. RefSeq lists its product as uncharacterized. Gene Ontology annotation, biological process: maintenance of presynaptic active zone structure; regulation of synaptic plasticity; neuromuscular synaptic transmission. Gene Ontology annotation, molecular function: structural constituent of presynaptic active zone. The record is from RefSeq and is a predicted model, not a curated record. The transcript has 2 exons. Gene Ontology annotation, cellular component: cytoskeleton of presynaptic active zone. Lineage: Eukaryota; Metazoa; Arthropoda; Malacostraca; Decapoda; Nephropidae. The coding region runs from base 657 to 1646 and encodes 329 amino acids.
CUCUAGUGAGUGGUGGAGGAACUACCGCCGACCUGCCGCUCCGCUACUGACAUCUGUUGAGCUUUGUAAGAACUUAUCCCUACCCAGUCCUUCCCAUUCCAGUGUUAGCAAUUACGCCACCUAUCGCGCUGUUACAAUUUACUGUUUGAAUCCAUAAAACAAGCAAAGUGUAAAAAUCAAAGAUCAGGAAUAUUAUUGUGUUAUAUUUCUUCACAAUUUUAAUAAUAGUUUCGACUUGAUAUUUCGAAAGAGGAACUAAUGUCAGCUGAGCUUUUACUAGUUAAUCAUUGGCAAUACUGUCAGUCGCUCACUGCGCCGGCCCACUCCACCCGCUGAUGGGAAAAGCAGGUUGCCGUUCUUUUUAUCUCGAUUUUUGAUUAGGAAGUGUUUUGUGAUGUCCUGUCGAUUAGGAACUAUACUUCCAGUGAUAUGUAAUGCUGUAGUACAGUGCACGAUGUGUUGUGAAGCCAGGAAAUGUUUAACGGCGUGUAAUUAGAGGGGUAUCUUGUGAGCUACGGGCCCUCCCCUCAGCCACAUUGUGUACCAUUGAUCGCGGCUGCAGUAGUGUCCCCUCGGCCAGUGCGAGCGGCGACAGUGACAGUGUAGUGAGGAAGUGAUGACAGUGUGUUGUGCUAGGCAGUGAUGAUUAUGGUGGCAUGUCUCGCGACGUGUAUGGCGGAGGUGGUGGGGGAGCCGGGGUGCCGAGCAGCAGGUCGCCCCGACCCCAGCGUCGCGACCUGAGCUCCGACCCUUACUACCUGGACCAGGGCGGCCACCACCGCGCCCACAGCCCUCAGCCGUCAGCAGCCGCGCGCCGUAGCCGUUCCGCCACCCGUGCCGCAUCCCCGACCCUGGCGCUGGACCAAGGCGGGCCAUACAUGGACCCCCACGCCACCAUGGAAGCGGACCGCCGCAGCGGAUCAGCACCAGGUACCCACCACCGUAGCCGUAGUCAAAGCCGCAGUAACGUAGGACGCAACUACCACUCUCUGGACCGCGAGGCUCACGACCGUGAGUUUAUGCCAAUUCGUGACCCCCGAGACCGCAGCAUGGAACGAGGGGGCGCUAUGGACAUUCACGGGGUUCAGGGUGGCCACAUGGCCCGCCGUGACCGCUCACUGGACCGCGGUCCUAUGCUGGAGGACGACCUCUACCGUGAUCAUCACUCCAUGGGCAGGGCGCGGGCCAGCCCUAACCCGGAAAUUAGUGGGCGUCAUGGGCCAAGCACCCUCGGGGGCAUGGGCCGGGAUGGGUAUUUCUCAGAACUUCAAAUGCACAAUUCAGACCUUCAGAAAGAACUCGGGAACUUGAAAAAAGAACUGGAGUUAACGAACCAAAAAUUAGGCUCGUCGAUGCACUCCAUUAAAACUUUUUGGUCUCCCGAGCUGAAGAAGGAGCGAGCCCUGAGGAAGGAGGAGAGUGCCAAGUACUCCCUCAUCAACGACCAGCUCAAGCUCCUCAACUCAGAGAACCAGCUUGCAAGGGCCAAAGACAAGGUAAGCCCUUAUGACGUCAUAGGCCACGUAGCAUGUGAUUGGCCACAUACCUCUUCCCUGAGCAACCAAUCGCAGCUAGACUCUCCUCUGGUUGUCCCUAACUCAUUGGCCAAUCACGGGGCAGCUUUUCCACUUCCCCUCACCCAGUAA